Symbiodinium necroappetens is the source of this 2028-nucleotide messenger RNA. The record is from the annotation of a GenBank genome assembly. NCBI's taxonomy places the organism in Eukaryota, Dinophyceae, Suessiales, Symbiodiniaceae.
AUGAACCCGAACGACCGCUACGGCUAUGAAGAGGCGCUGUCGGCGAGGAUGACGAAGUUCGCAGACGAGGAAGUGUUGCUAACAAACUCGGAUGACGAAGAUGACGACGAGAGCUUCAGAGGCUUCAGGUUCCCAGACCCAAUCCUGAGGCACCAAAUAUCCACGCUGCACUUGGAUGAACACGGCGUUCAUGGACACAGCCUCAGUGGAGAGAAGUUGUUUGAGAUUCAGCAAAGUCGUCUGCAGGCUGAGCUCCUCACUGCUGGAAUGCUGUUGCAGCUGAUUUCAGAAGAGACAGGUUGCGAGGCCGGCGUUCUUCUCCAGGCUGGCCGCGAGCUAUCAAUGGCCGACCCCGUCGGUGGAGAAGGGGUUUUAACGCUAAAACAGACGAUUCCAGAAUGUCGACCCCUGCUUUGCCGAAAGGUCGAUCGUCCCGGCAAUCCGGGUUUCGGGGAGGGGGAGGUCCAGCUGGACUUGAGUGGGCUCCUGGAGCCUGUCCAAGCACUGAGAGAAUGGCGGACAUGGGUCACCAGACCUUUCCAGGGGGCGCCUCAUGGAGAGCAGGACUGGCUGGUGUACACGCAGCGCGAAGUCAUCUCAUACGGAGCAGGCGUUGAUGAACCAUUGAAGCCCUUCGGCUACUUCCCUCACGCACCUCCUUGGAAGACUCCAGCAGGAACCAAGCAGUGGGGAGGCGAACGAAGUGAUGUUUGGACUACUCGCCUAGAACUGCCUGUGAAACCGCUGUUGGAUGAGCACGCAGCCCUGACACUCGACAAGCCGAUACCACGCUACCAGAUGAUCGUUGAUCCUAAUCAGUUUGUUCACCAGACACGUGGCGGGACUAAGUGGGUGCCGUGCGAGUUUGAUAUUUCCGGAGAUGGCACUCCAUCAUUGGUGGGUGGCAUGCGGAGUCACAAGUAUCCACACCUUGCUCAGCAUGUUGCAUGCCCGGUCCUCUCUGCAGCUCUGCCCUUGUUGGCGAAAUUGCGGCGACCGCAACUUCUCCUGGAUGAUCGGCGGUUGCAAGUUGUGUUUAAGGCACAACGCAUAAUCGUUCCAGGAAAUUCUGGUGACAACUCGGAUGCAGAGUACGUCGGUCUGUGGCAUGUCGAUGGCCUCAGAGAAAAUGUGGCUGCCGUCGUAUUGUACUACUACCAUGUUGAUCCGUCUCUUCGUGGUGGUGACAUGGAGUUCUGUGGCCGUGAGCCCAUGGAUGUUUUGGGCGCCGGUGAUUGCAGCAACAACAUCGAUGAUUUGGGAUCAGAGUCCCUGCGGCUGGCUUUCCGAGGUAAAAGCAAGAGUGAGAGUGACAAGUCUGCAGCAGUGCACAACUGUCGGGUUCCCAUUGGUGAGGGCACCCUUCUGGUGUUUUCGAAUUAUCAAAUGGCACACCGAGUGCUUCGGAUGAAAAACACCGGUGAGACAGAGGCUUCGCGCGACUUUGUGGCACUCUUUGUCCUUGAUCCGUCUGCGCCGGCCCUCCUGCCCGCAAGAAGCGUUCUGGCAGCGCCACACUUGCUGACACGAACCCUGGCUCCUGCAAACAUUCCAAUUUCAGAAAUCCAGAUCGUGCUGGAGUUCCUGGGAGUCUCGCAAACCGAUGUCAUGCGGAAGCUGCAGCGCAACCGGCUACUUUCGGAGCAACUGAAGCCGUCCGGUGAGUUUGCUUGCGCGGGGAGUGCAAAAGUCCAUUGCACCGGGAAUGGAUGCUACACAAUGAUCGGCUGGUUGCACAAGUUGCUCGAGGACAGGGACCCAGAUCCCUUCGAUGAGGUGAACCCGAAAGGUCUUGAGCGCUUGGCGGCGCUGAAUCUGGCUCCCGAGGGCUCCGACCGCGGUCUCUCCGAGGCUCUCUCGCUGCCGACCGCAAAGCUCAAGCAAAGGCUCAAAGAAAUCGGAAAGGGCUCUGACUCCGAGCUUGGUUCUCCCCAUGCCUUUAGAGACAGCGAGGAGGCCGAGAAUGAUCCCACUGAGCCCCAAGGGCGGGGCGGCGCUGCUCCGAGACGGCAGUGUGCGGUUUCCUGA